AUUUAAAACAGAUGGGUAGUCUUAAAUCCUUGCUUCUGGAAGCUGAAACACAUUCCAUCAGCACAAACAGUGAAGAAAGAAAGAAGUUGGGCGACAUGAUAAGUAACAAGCUUAAGCCUACACUUGACCCUAACCCGUUGAAGAGAUGGUACCAUAAACUUAGAUUCUUCGUACUGGAUAACUGGCAAAGAAUUUGGGUAAUAGUGCUAUGGCUCAUGAUUAUGGCCAUCCUCUUCAUAUACAAAUAUAUUCAAUACAAGAAUAGAGAAGUGUAUGAAGUGUUGGGGCAUUGUGUGUGCUUGGCUAAAGGUGCAGCUGAGACACUGAAGCUGAACAUGGCCUUGAUUCUGUUACCUGUAUGCAGAAAUACCAUUACAUGGCUUAGAACUAAAACUAGUUUGGGUGUUAUUGUCCCUUUUGAUGACAACCUCAACUUUCAUCAGGUUAUAGCGGUGGGAAUCAUGAUAGGAGUAGCCAUACACUCGGUGACCCACUUGGCGUGCGAUUUUCCACGGCUAAUUGCGGCAACUCCAGAGGAAUACAUGCCUCUACGAAAAUUCUUUGGAGAAGAGCAACCAAAGAGAUACUUGCAUUUCGUGAAGUCACAGAGGAAUACAGGACUCAUAAUGGUUUUCUUGAUGGCAAUUGCUUUUACACUAGCUAUCCCUUGGUUUAGACGAGGGAAGCUCGAACAAAAGCUUCCAGAGCCACUAAAGAAAAUAGCUAGUUCAAUGCCUUCUGGCUGCGACUUAUCCUGGAACGUAUUGACAUUGCACAUGUCAAGGCCUACAAACUUCGAAUACAAGAGCGGUCAAUACAUGUUUGUAUCUAUGCCACUUCCGGUCGGAGAGAUGUCGCAUGGUGCAAAUAAUUCCGAUUUCCCGAGAAUUAUGAUUGAUGGUCCGUACGGCGCACCAGCACAAGACUACAAGAAAUACGAGGUGGUUCUGCUGAUCGGCCUUGGGAUUGGAGCCACCCCAAUGAUAAGUAUUAUUAAGGACAUAAUCAAUAAUACGGAGACCAAAGAACUUGCUCAACUUGACCUAGCGAAGGUGGGAUCACAACAUGAGCCACAAAGUGAAAAAGAAACUUUCAAGAUGCGAAGGGCUUACUUCUAUUGGGUAACAAGGGAGCAAGGCUCAUAUGAUUGGUUCAAGAACAUCAUGAACGAGAUUGCUGAGCGGGACAAAAACAAAGUCAUAGAACUACACAACUAUUGCACUAGCGUCUAUGAAGAAGGAGACGUUCGUUCAGCGUUCAUACAUAUGCUUCAGUCUCUAAACCAUGCCAAGAGUGGUUUAGACAUUGUCUCUGGGACCAAGGUUAUGUCCUACUUUGCCAAACCUAAUUGGGAAAACAUUUACAAACAGAUAGCCAUGGAUCACCCUGGCUCUAAUGUUGGAGUGUUUUAUUGUGGAGCCCCGGCAUUGACAAAGGAGUUAAGGAAUUUAGCUUUGGAAUUCGCACAUAAGACAAGAACUAGAUUCUCCUUCCACAAAGAAAACUUUUAAAGAUAAUGAAGCCUAUACUCACAAUGCUGAUAAAGUAUGAUGACCAACAAGAUGAUAACUAUUAUGGAGUAUGUGUGAUUGUGUGUUAUGCUUUUGCUUUUUGAAAAGGGUAAUAUUCUACCCGAGGGACCUCAAAUCUAUAUAUAUAUGGAAUAUGCGUGAUUGUGUGUUAUGCUUCUGCUUUUUGAAAAGAGUAAUAUUCUACCCGAUCGACCUUAAAUCUAUAUAUAUAAUAGGAGAGUUGUCUCUCCAUCUAGGGUAUCCACAUCAUCAUCCAAGUCAUCAUAUUGUAAUUUUG
Messenger RNA from Arabidopsis lyrata subsp. lyrata, 1809 nucleotides. RefSeq names its product putative respiratory burst oxidase homolog protein G. The record is from RefSeq and is a predicted model, not a curated record. The transcript is spliced from 6 exons. Gene Ontology annotation, molecular function: NAD(P)H oxidase H2O2-forming activity. Lineage: Eukaryota; Viridiplantae; Streptophyta; Magnoliopsida; Brassicales; Brassicaceae. Gene Ontology annotation, cellular component: plasma membrane. Bases 12 to 1511 code for a protein of 499 amino acids.